CCCGGCUCGAUAUAAGCAGCACUCAAGUGCGUGGAGAGAGAAACACCCUUCACUGCUCAACUCAUCUCAUCUCAACUCAACUCUCUUUACAAGCAAGCAUGGCAAAGCGCGUGGCGGUGAUUCUGGCCGGCUGCGGCGUGUAUGACGGCACAGAGGUCCACGAGGCGUCUGCUGUGAUGGUGCACCUCAGUCGAGCAGGUGCCAAGGUCCAGAUGUUUGCACCUGAUGUUGAGAUGAUGCAUGUGGUGAACCACUGUGAAGGCAAGCCCAUGACGGACACGAGGAACGUGCUACAGGAGAGCGCGCGCAUCGCCCGGGGUGACGUCACAGACCUGGUCAAGUUGGACGUCGGCUCCUUUGAUGCGCUCAUCAUUCCAGGUGGUUUUGGAGUGGCUAAAAACCUGAGCGACUGGGCCACCAAAGGCAAGGAGUACUCAGUCGAACCUGAGGUUGAGAAGGUCAUUAAAGCUUUCCAUCAGGCCAAGAAACCCAUGGGCAUGUGUUGCAUCUCUCCUGUGCUGGCAGCCAAAGCUAUUCCCGGGUGUGAGCUGACCGUCGGCCACGACUCGGAGUGUGAGAAGUGGCCAUAUGCUCAAGUGGCUAAAACCAUGGUUGAACUGGGCUGCAAACACUUGAACAAGAACGUGGGCGAGGUGCACAUCGAUACCAAGAACAAACUGGUGACUACGAGUGCGUUCAUGUGCAACGCUCCUAUCCAUGAGAUCUAUGACGGUCUGGGUGUCAUGGUCAAAGAAGUUCUCAAACUAGCUUAAAUUUGUAAUUUCACUGUCUGAAUAUUGUUACAUCAAUAGAUAUGUUUAUUUAUUUAUAAAUGAAUUAUGUUGUCAUUUAAACCCAGAAAACAACCCAUCACAAAACCAAUGAGACCAGUUCGUUUUCAGUAAAACAGGGCAAACAUACUGUCAGUGUAUGUAUUUGUGUGGUAGUCUAUUAUCAAUAAAACUGAACAGAUUUUAAACA
Carassius carassius (crucian carp) is the source of this 981-nucleotide messenger RNA. RefSeq names its product glutamine amidotransferase-like class 1 domain-containing protein 3, mitochondrial. The record is from RefSeq and is a predicted model, not a curated record. NCBI's taxonomy places the organism in Eukaryota, Metazoa, Chordata, Actinopteri, Cypriniformes, Cyprinidae. Bases 99 to 773 code for a protein of 224 amino acids. The transcript has 5 exons.